This is a messenger RNA of Paramecium pentaurelia, 1053 nucleotides long. NCBI's taxonomy places the organism in Eukaryota, Ciliophora, Oligohymenophorea, Peniculida, Parameciidae. The record is from the annotation of a GenBank genome assembly.
AUGAAUUUUCGUUUUUUAAUUCUUCUCUUAACUAUUACAUUUGCUUAUGAUAAAGUCAAAGCAGAAUAAUAAAUUGAGAAAAGCAUAACAUUAGAAGAAUCUAAGUUAAUAUAAGAGAUUACAUUUUCAGAAUAAUUUUUGGAAACCCCAGUUAUCUAUAUUACCUUAACAAAAUUAUCAUUGAUCAGUUAAAAAUACGGAUUUGAAAUUGAUGUUACUGAAGUUAAUACUAAAGGAUUCAAAAUAAUAUAUAAAAAAUACAUUGAUGAUCCAAUAACACUAUAAGUAUAAUGGUUAGCCAUUUUUGAUCCUAGAGUUGAAGUGGCUUAUUAUACAUCUUUUAAAUAAUAAUUGAUUAUUCCAGUAUUUGAAGAUAAUUUUGCAUAUUCAAUUAUAGGUGUACAAGGAAGUUCUAAUUAAGUUGGAAUUUAAGUUGAAAAAAUUGAUAAUGGAAAUGCUUAUUUAUAAGUUACAAAUUCUGUUAAGAUGAUAAAAUUAUGUAUAAUAUCUGGAUCUAAACAUACUUUAUAUCCUAAGUUUAUUCCAUUUUCUGUAUCUAAUAAUCAUCCUUGGCUUAAAGAACAAAAGGGAAAAGCAUUUAUUAGUUUUUCAUAUGAUCUAAAUGUUGGUAAACCAAUCUUAAUUGGUGGUAUAACUGAAUUUUUAUUCAAGAGUCAAUCAAUCAAAAUUCAAUUACAAAACAUAAAAUAUGAUGACAAAGUAUUAGCAGAAAUUGGAACUUGUAAUUUAAUUAAAUGAUUAUUAGGGAACGAUGCAUAAUUAGUGUCAGCCUAAGUCUCAAUCUUAGCUUAUAUUAUAGAUGAAGAUUUGAUAAUAUCAGAUAAGAAUUGUGUUGAAUUAUUUGAAUAAUGCUACUUUUAAGGAAAAACAAUAAAGAUAUGUAAAGAAGGAGAUGGAUAAAACUUGGGAACAGAAUUUAAAUUCAAAAGUUUUAUUGUACCUAGAUUCAAACAGUUUGAACUUAUAAAUAAUAAAGAUAUUCAAUAAUUAAUGGGAAUAGAAUCCUGUAUAGAUGAAAUGAUAUUGUAAUGA